GACGUAGCCGGGGGCGUCAGGCUCUGUGUUGGUUGGAGGCAGCAUGUGGGUCUGCAGCACGCUGUGGCGGGUGCGAACCGCCGCCCGGCAGUGGCAGAGGCUGCUCCCAGCUUCUGGCUGUCACGGACCUGCCGCCUCCUCCUACUCUGCAUCCGCCGAGCCUGCCCGGGUCCGGGCGCUUGUCUAUGGGCACCACGGGGAUCCAGCCAAGGUCGUCGAGUGUACAGCCUUGGCCUCAAAGGAGCCAUUGUGACCUUAUCCAGGCUGGGAUCUGUUGAUUGAGGACAGUGGCAUCCCCUCAAGUUGCAUGGCGCCAUUACGCUCACAGAGGAAGGACGCGAACGAGGUAUAACCAGGGAAUUGUUUCAAAGGUUUGCUUGGAUAUUCCCACAACUGAUAACAGCUGCCAUUUCUUCAGCAUCUACUGUACUCAAGAACCUGGAGCUAGCUGCUAUGGGAGGAUCAGAUGUCCAUGUGAAGAUGCUGGCGGCCCCUAUCAAUCCAUCUGACAUAAAUAUGAUCCAAGGAAACUACGGCCUCCUUCCCGAACUGCCAGCUGUUGGAGGGAACGAAGGUGUUGCACAGGUGGUAGCAGUGGGCAGCAAUGUGACCGGGCUGAAGCCAGGAGACUGGGUGAUUCCAGCAAAUGCUGGUUUGGGAACCUGGCGGACCGAGGCUGUGUUCAGCGAGGAAGCACUGAUCCAAGUUCCGAGUGACAUCCCUCUUCAGAGCGCUGCCACCCUGGGCGUCAAUCCCUGCACAGCCUACAGGAUGUUGAUGGACUUCGAGCAGCUGCAGCCAGGGGAUUCUGUCAUCCAGAACGCAUCCAACAGCGGAGUGGGGCAAGCAGUCAUCCAGAUCGCCGCAGCCCUGGGCCUAAGAACCAUCAAUGUGGUCCGAGACAGACCUGAUAUCCAGAAGCUGAGUGACAGACUGAAGAGUCUGGGGGCUGAGCAUGUCAUCACAGAAGAGGAGCUAAGAAGGCCCGAAAUGAAAAACUUCUUUAAGGACAUGCCCCAGCCACGGCUUGCUCUCAACUGUGUCGGUGGGAAAAGCUCCACAGAGCUGCUGCGGCAGUUAGCGCGUGGAGGAACCAUGGUAACCUAUGGGGGGAUGGCCAAGCAGCCCGUCAUAGCCUCUGUGAGCCUGCUCAUUUUUAAGGAUCUCAAACUUCGGGGCUUUUGGUUGUCCCAGUGGAAGAAGGACCACAGUCCAGACCAGUUCAAGGAGCUGAUCCUCACACUGUGCGAUCUCAUCCGCCGAGGCCAACUCACAGCCCCUGCCUGCUCCCAGGUCCCGCUGCAGGACUACCAGUCUGCUUUGGAAGCCUCCAUGAAGCCCUUCAUGUCUUCAAAGCAGAUUCUCACCAUGUGAUCAUCCCAAAAGAGCCGGAGUGACGUGAGAGGGGAAGCAGAUCUGAGGGGCUGGGUGCAGGCCCCUCAGUCGGGGUUCCCACCUUCCCCAGACUACUGCUCUCCUCACUGCCUCUUCCUAUUAGGAGGAUGGUGAAGCCAGCUGUGGUUUUCCCCAGGGCCAGCCUUAAGGUAUCUAAUAAAGUCUGAACUCUUCCUUCCAAAAAGUAGAAGUCAUCCCUGUCAAGGACCGUCACUCUGCACUGGUCAGCUCACAGCACCAAGAGGCCCCCUUCCUGCUUUUCUGUCACGUGUUCCCCCAGUAAUCAUUUUCUGACCACCCUGAAAGCAAAGCCUGGGUGGACACUGCCAGGGCAAAGACCAGUAGGCCACCAUCCCUGGCUUCAAGCUGCACAAGCCCACAGAGGAGGGUCCUGUAGAACGAGCGCUUUGCUGUGCUUCUCAGGAGUGUGCGGCCCGGUCCAGGGCUUCGGGAGGAUCAGCUGCACGGAAGAGUCAAUGCCAGGCUGAGGUCAUCAGAGCCCUGAGGAACGAGGACGUGGGGUCUCCACUCUCAUGGAACUGCCGUUCUAACUGAAGACAUAGACAGUAUACCAGUGGUUCUCAACCAGAGGCAAUUUUACCCCCAGGAGACAUUUGACAAUGUCUGGGAAUAUAUCUGGCAGUCACAGCUUGGGGAGGAGGUUGCUACUGGCAUCCAGCAGGCAGAGUGAGUACUGCUGUUAAACCCACCACAGGACACGCAACAGCCUCCUGCAACAAAGAAUUACCCAAGGCCUGGCGCGGUGGCUCACACCUGUAAUACCAGUACUUUGGGUAACCAAGGCGAGCGGAUCACUUGAGCCCAGGAGUUCAAGGUCAGCCUAGGCAACAUGGUGAAACGCCAUCUCUACAAAAAAUACAAACAUUAGCCACCCGUGGUGCUGUGCACCUGUAGUCUCAGCUACUCAGGAGGCUGAGGUGGGAGGAUCACCUGAGCCUGGGAGGUCUAGACUGCAGUGAGCCAUGAUCAUGCCACUGCACUCCAGCCUAGGCGACAGAGCAAGACCCUAUCUCAAAAAAAAAAAAAAUUCAGCUCCCAAAUGUUCAAUGUUCAUGAGGUCAUUGAUAAACCCUGCAUUAAACAGUCUCACAGUAA
Molecule: messenger RNA, 2511 nt
Organism: Cercocebus atys (sooty mangabey)
Lineage: Eukaryota; Metazoa; Chordata; Mammalia; Primates; Cercopithecidae
Gene: MECR
Product: mitochondrial trans-2-enoyl-CoA reductase
Exons: 12
Coding region: 454-1374 (306 amino acids)
Biological process (GO): fatty acid metabolic process
Cellular component (GO): mitochondrion
Molecular function (GO): trans-2-enoyl-CoA reductase (NADPH) activity
Source: RefSeq, a predicted model, not a curated record